This is a messenger RNA of Cucumis melo (muskmelon), 1266 nucleotides long. Its product is annotated as annexin D4. Gene Ontology annotation, molecular function: calcium ion binding; calcium-dependent phospholipid binding. Lineage: Eukaryota; Viridiplantae; Streptophyta; Magnoliopsida; Cucurbitales; Cucurbitaceae. The coding region runs from base 117 to 1073 and encodes 318 amino acids. The transcript is spliced from 6 exons. The record is from RefSeq and is a predicted model, not a curated record. Gene Ontology annotation, cellular component: cytoplasm.
AUUGAGUUUGUUUUAUAACGCGGGAGGAAUUACAUUACCUGAUCGUACUCUCUGCUUUCUUCUUCUUCUUCUUCUUCUUCUUCUUCUUUUGCUUUCGUCUUCUCUCCGAUUCAAUAAUGGCGGAUUCUGCCAUUGAAGUUCUCACUCGUGCUCUCUCAGGGCAUGGAAUAAAUGAAAAUGCAAUGAUAGAGACAUUGGGAAAAUGGAAUCACGAGGAGAAGAAAUUGUUCAGAAAGAAAAGUAGCCAUUUUUUCAGUGAAGAUGAACGUUCCUUUGAGCGAUGGGAAGAACAUGGGAUGAGACUUCUCAAGCAUGAAUUCAUGCGCUUUAAGAAUGCUGUGGUUCUAUGGACAACACAUCCAUGGGAAAGAGAUGCUCGUUUGGUAAAGGAAGCAUUGAGCAAAGGGCAUCAUGGCCAAAACAUUAACAUCUUAAUAGAAGUGGCUUGUACUAGAACUUCUGAUGAGCUUUUGGGUGCUCGAAAAGCUUACCAUUCCCUCUUUGAUCAUUCCAUUGAAGAAGACGUUGCCAGCCACCUCAAUGGCCCUGAACGCAAGCUUUUGGUAGCAUUGAUGAGUGCAUAUAGAUACGAAGGACCAAAAUAUAAGGAGGAGAUAGCAAAAUCAGAAGCAAAAAAGUUUGCUCAUUCAAUUAAGGAAGCAAACAGCAAAAAAAGCAGCCUCAUUGAAGACGAAGAGAUUGUGAGAAUACUCUCAACAAGAAGCAAACACUUUCUUCAUGCUCUUUACAAACACUACAACGAAAUCUCAGCAGGUCGCUCCAUUGAUGAGGAUCUUCACGGUGACUUGAGGCUUCAAGAAGCAGUUUUGUGCUUAACCAAUCCUGUUAAGUAUUUCACUCAGCUUCUGGAUGUGUCAUUAAAAGCCGACGCAGACAAGAAGAUAAAAAAGGUAUUGACUCGAGUCGUUGUUACGAGAGCUGAUAAUGACAUGAAGGAGAUUAAAGUUGAGUUCAAAAAACAGUUUGGAGUUUCAUUGGCAGAAAAAAUUGGGUCUGUUUGCAAUGGUAGCUACAAAGAUUUCUUAAUCACUUUGCUGGCAAGAUCAGAUUAACUAUUAUAGUUAAUAUGAAUAAAAAUAUUUGAAAAUUGAAGUCUUUUUCUUUUUUUUUUCGCUUAGGAGAUCGAAAUUUGCUGUGUUUGAUUUCUAUGUAUGAGUUGGUCGCUUUUUCAUGGUUCUCUUUUGCUUACGAGGCUGUGUUGUUCUCCUUUGCCAUAAUAAAUUUGAACACUGAAAUUUGUUCAUA